Molecule: messenger RNA, 512 nt
Organism: Pongo pygmaeus (Bornean orangutan)
Lineage: Eukaryota; Metazoa; Chordata; Mammalia; Primates; Hominidae
Gene: CMC4
Product: C-X9-C motif containing 4
Exons: 3
Coding region: 83-286 (67 amino acids)
Cellular component (GO): mitochondrial intermembrane space
Source: RefSeq, a predicted model, not a curated record
GUGGGAGACCUGGAAGUUUUAGCCUAGCUGUUCUCAAGGCGGAUUAAUUAGCCCAAGAAACAUUAUAUUCAUUUUUCUGGAUAUGCCGCAGAAGGAUCCGUGCCAGAAGCAAGCCUGUGAGAUACAGAAAUGUUUACAAGCCAACAGCUACAUGGAAUCAAAGUGUCAGGCUGUCAUCCAAGAACUGCGUAAGUGUUGUGCUCAGUAUCCCAAGGGAAGAUCUGUCGUCUGUUCAGGAUUUGAAAAAGAAGAGGAAGAAAACCUAACACUGAAGUCUGCAUCAUAGUUAAGUUCUGCUGAAGUGCUGCUCCAUGUUUCCACCAAAUGAAUUUUUUUUAUCCUCCUGACUUUCUUCAGGCCAGGUAGCAGCAAAUAGCAAAUGAAAAAGUCAGCUAGAAAAGUUAAUGAAUAUGCCAUCUAUGCAGAACAGGCAGAAAUAUAAACACAUUAAAAGACAAAUAUGUAGAAUGUAAUAUACUGAGCUGCUAAAAUAAACCUGUUUAAGAGAAAAA